AUGGCAGGCGGCGUGAAAAAACCUGUCAACAUCUUCCGCCUUGGGGACCUUGGGGAACCAAAAGGGGUCUUCAAUUGGCGCCUGUGGUUUGCUGUGGUGUCCUUUGGUCUUCUCGGUGCUGCUCGUGGUAUUGAUGAGGGUCUCAUCUCCGGGGCUUUCAACUCGCCUGAUUUCCAGUCAACUAUUCACUACAAGUCCUUCUCUGCUGUCGAGCAAGCCAACAUCAAGGCCAAUGUUUCGGCCAUGGUGCAAAUUGGUUCCGUCGCUGGUGCUUUGCUUGCUUUCCUUGUGUGCGACCGCAUCGGCCGCAUCAUGGCCACUCGGUUCCUUUGUGUCCUCUGGGUCGUCGGCAUCAUCAUCUUCAUGGUCGGAGGUGUCAAUGGCAAUCUUGGCGCCAUCUAUGCGGGGAGAUUUAUUGCAGGCCUUGGCGUGGGACAGACCCCUGUCGUGGGCCCUAUUUAUAUUGCCGAAGUCGCGCCCGCUUCCAUUCGAGGCCUUUGCACAUGUUUCUUCACUGGUGCUGUUUACCUCGGCAUCGUCCUGGCAUACUUCACCAACUAUGGCUGUAGGCUCAACAUUGCCAACACUAGCCACAACCAGUGGCUCGUCCCCACAAGCUUGCACAUCACCAUGGCCGGCAUCAUUUUCGUCUUGACCUUUAUCCAGUACGAAUCUCCCCGGUUCCUCGUCAAACAGGGCAAGAAUGAGAGGGCUACUCAUGUCAUGGCUCGUUUGCGCAAGCAGGCACCCGACAGCGAAUACGUUACGCGCGAAAUCGCAAAUAUUCAAGCCGCCUUGGACCAUGAGCUCGAAGCCGCAAGAGGGGUUGGUUGGGCUGGCAAGCUCAAGGAGAUGUUCCUUGACAAGAGCAACCUCUACCGUGUAUACCUUGCCACCAUGGUCCAGUUGCUGUCUCAAUGGUCCGGCGCUGGCUCCAUCACUCUCUACGCUCCAGAUCUGUUCGAGAUUCUCGGCAUUACCGGUAGUGAAGAGGGCCUUCUUGUCACUGCUGUCUUUGGUAUCGUGAAGUUUAUUUCAGCAGUAGUCUGUGCCCUCUUCCUGGUGGAUGUGAUUGGCCGAAAGCGUGCGCUGCUCACAGGCAUCACCCUGCAAGCUAUUUCCAUGAUCUAUGUCGCUGGUUUCUUGACGGCUGUUCCUGAGCUUGGCACUGUUAAACACUUCGUCCUGCCUGCCUCCCAGGUCCCCGCCAGCCGUGGAGCCAUUGCUAUGAUUUACGUCUCGGGCUGCGGAUGGGCUCUUGGAUGGAACUCGAUGCAGUACUUGCUGACUGCAGAGUUGUUCCCCCUGAGAAUUCGUGCUCUGGCUACCUCCUGGGCCAUGACCCUCCACUUCGCCAACCAGUACGGCAACUCUCGCGCUGUCCCCAAUAUGCUGCUUCCUACUUCUGACGGUGGCAUCUCACCCAUGGGCACUUUCUGGUGCUUUGCGGCAGUCACUAUUCUGGGAGGCGUCUGGGUCUGGUUCUCUGUUCCCGAGACCAGCGGUCGCAGCCUCGAGAGCAUGGAUCGCCUGUUCGAUCUCCCCUGGUAUAAGAUUGGUCUGCAUGGUAACCGGGAUGCGGAACAACAGGACAUGGCUUAUAAUGAGAAGCAGCGCAUUGCAGGCGAGACCCACGGUGCUGGACAGCACAUUGAGGAGAGGAAGACCAUUGCGUAG
This is a messenger RNA of Metarhizium acridum CQMa 102, 1677 nucleotides long. The record is from RefSeq and is a predicted model, not a curated record. Lineage: Eukaryota; Fungi; Ascomycota; Sordariomycetes; Hypocreales; Clavicipitaceae.